CAAGCUGCCCCGCGCUCUCUUUCCGCGCAUGCGCCCCGCAGCCCGGGCUGUCGCUCCCUGGCUGGCGGCUGCGGCGAGUCCCGCCAUGGAGUCCUACGAUGUGAUCGCGAACCAGCCCGUGGUGAUAGAUAACGGCUCGGGUGUAAUCAAGGCAGGUUUUGCAGGUGACCAGAUACCGAAGUACUGUUUUCCAAACUAUGUGGGCAGACCAAAGCACGUUCGUGUCAUGGCUGGUGCUUUAGAAGGGGACAUUUUCAUUGGGCCAAAAGCAGAGGAGCACCGAGGUCUGCUCUCGAUCAGAUACCCCAUGGAACAUGGCAUAGUGAAGGACUGGAAUGACAUGGAGCGCAUCUGGCACUACGUGUAUUCGAAAGACCAGCUUCAGACUUUCUCAGAAGAGCAUCCUGUGCUCUUGACGGAGGCUCCCCUGAACCCACGGAAGAACCGAGAGCGAGCCGCUGAGGUUUUCUUUGAGACCUUCAACGUGCCAGCGCUCUUUAUCUCCAUGCAAGCGGUGCUCAGCCUUUAUGCUACAGGGAGAACCACAGGGGUGGUGCUGGACUCCGGGGAUGGCGUUACCCAUGCGGUUCCUAUUUACGAAGGGUUUGCUAUGCCUCACUCCAUUAUGCGGAUCGAUAUCGCUGGCCGCGAUGUAUCCCGCUUCCUUCGCCUCUAUCUCCGGAAAGAAGGCUAUGACUUCCACACGUCAUCAGAGUUCGAGAUCGUCAAAACCAUCAAAGAGCGUGCCUGUUACCUGUCAAUAAACCCACAGAAGGACGAGACGUUAGAGACCGAGAAAGCCCAGUACUACCUGCCAGAUGGAAGCACUAUUGAGAUCGGCCCUGCCCGUUUCCGAGCCCCCGAGUUACUGUUCCGGCCUGACCUGAUUGGAGAAGAGUGCGAGGGGCUGCACGAGGUGUUGGUGUUCGCAGUUCAGAAAUCGGACAUGGACCUGAGGCGAACGCUCUUCUCCAACAUUGUGCUGUCCGGGGGCUCCACACUCUUCAAAGGCUUUGGAGACCGGCUCUUGAGCGAAGUGAAGAAACUAGCACCCAAGGACGUCAAAAUAAGGAUAUCUGCUCCUCAGGAGAGAUUAUAUUCCACGUGGAUCGGGGGCUCUAUUCUGGCCUCGUUGGACACCUUUAAGAAAAUGUGGGUUUCAAAGAAGGAAUACGAAGAAGAUGGAGCCCGUGCCAUCCACCGAAAAACCUUCUAGCCCUGGGACCCGUCCUACAC
This is a messenger RNA of Trachemys scripta elegans, 1236 nucleotides long. RefSeq names its product actin related protein 1A (gene ACTR1A). The coding region runs from base 29 to 1216 and encodes 395 amino acids. The record is from RefSeq and is a predicted model, not a curated record. The transcript has 11 exons. NCBI's taxonomy places the organism in Eukaryota, Metazoa, Chordata, Testudines, Emydidae.